Messenger RNA from Iphiclides podalirius (scarce swallowtail), 5019 nucleotides. NCBI's taxonomy places the organism in Eukaryota, Metazoa, Arthropoda, Insecta, Lepidoptera, Papilionidae. The record is from the annotation of a GenBank genome assembly.
AUGCAGGGUGAUGAUCCGCCUUUCUUGCCGGUCGGGACUGAUGUGACUCUUAAAGCUGGUGGAAUCACCACAGUGAAUGAUGAUAUGAUUAAGGGCACGCUGCGAGUAGGUAGCACUGUUGAGGUAAAACAGGAUCCUAAAAAAGAUGCAAUGGAAGCUGUCAUAACUAAGAUACAAGACUGUAGCCAAUACACCGUUGUUUUUGAUGAUGGCGACAUAACAACAUUACGCCGGUCCGCUCUGUGUCUUAAAAGUGGGCGACAUUUCAAUGAAAGUGAAACCCUAGAUCAGUUGCCAUUGACGCACCCAGAGCAUUUUUCCACCCCGGUCAUAGCUGGUAGGCGCGGCAGAAGAGGGAGAGCUCAGUCUGAGGAGAGCGAGGGCGAAGGCGUAUCGCGUCGCGUGAAGGCCGACAGCGAGCCGCACGUGGGGCGGGUGGUGUUGGUGGAGGCGGGCAGCGGGGCGGAGCGUCGCCGCCCCCACCAGCCCGCCUUCCCCGCCCUCGUCGUGGCGCCCACCGCCCAGAUCAAGGUCAAGGAGGACUACCUCGUGCGCUCCUUCAAGGACGGCCGAUACUACACGGUGCCGAAGAAAGAGGCGCGCGAAUUCCGUAAGGGCAGCGCGCCACUAGAGUGGGCCGGUGUGGAGGCGGCCCUGCAGUACCUCAACAACGGCGUGCUUCCGCCGCACUGGGACCGCGAUACUCUCUUCAACGAGCCCAGGAACACCUCGGAUGAUAGCUCAGAUGAUGAACCGCGCGAGGAGAAAGACCACUUCGUUGCUCAACUGUACAAGUUCAUGGAUGACAGAGGCACUCCGCUCAACAGGAAUCCCACUAUUGCCAAUCGGGAUAUUGAUCUUUAUAGAUUAUUUCGUGUUGUUCAAAAACUUGGUGGAUAUAAUCGAGUAACCAACCAAAACCAGUGGAAGACUAUUGCAGAUAAAAUGGGCUUUCAUCCUGUUACAACAAGUAUCACAAAUCUCUGUAAACAAGCAUAUAAAAAGUUCCUGCACAGCUUCGAGGACUUCUACCGGAAGCUGGGCGUGACGCUGGUGGCGCACCCGCGCGGCGCGCGCACCCCGCCCGCCGGCCGCUCGCUCAUCCGCGACCGCGACAAGCAGCCGCCCACCUCCUCCUCGGCCAGCUCCACGCCCACCGGCACGCCGGCGCAGCGAGGCAAAGAAAAGGAUUCGGAUAAGAGCGAAACGGAGAAGAGCGAUAAAAGUGAAAAAGAGGACAAAGUAGAGAAGAUAGAAAAACCGAAGGAGAAGAUUCAAGCAAGUGAUGAAGAAGACAGUGCCGAUAAUCAGCCCCUGAUUGUUACCGCGCCAAAGGUCGAAAAGGAGAAAGAAAAAGAGAAAGAGAGGGAAAAGGAGAAAGAGAAGGAGAAGGAGAAAGACAAGGACAAAGAGAAAGGUUCGCCGAUGAGCACGGGCGAAGAGAAGGCGGUUAUUAAACCUCGCUCGCAGUCGAAGACCCGUAGCCUGUCGGUCACAAAAACUGAUUCGCACGCGCACGAAAAGAGAACGCCCAAAAGGAGGCCCUUUCUAUCUAAAGCGGGCGAAGGUACGAGCGUUGGGACUCCGAGGGCAUCACGCCGACCCCACGCCUCCACCGACAGCGAUAGUUCGGGUCGUGCCUCUAGCAGGUGCGGUCCCACUAAGAAGAUGCAAAGUCGACGAAGCCAGAGCGCGAAUUCUGCCAGCAGCGGCAACACUAUCGCGUCGAACAGCAGCAAGAGGCCGCGCAAGAGAAAGAGUACAGAACCGUCUAUGAGCGAGUCCACGCGCUCCGGCGGAGUGAAUACAAAAGCUCAGGUUGGCGACAAGUUGAAAGUUUACUAUGGCCCCACGCAAUCAGAGUCGAAGGUCACGUACGAGGCGAAAGUGAUAGAGAUCUCCUCUGAGGGGAUGCUGCGCGUCCACUACACCGGCUGGAACACACGCUACGACGAGUGGAUAAAGCCGCAGCGGAUCGCCCUCAACGUGACACAGCACGACGCGCACAACAAGAAGGCACGUGGGAAUACGAGUUUGAGCAGACGGGCGAGAAGUAAAAGGACUGAAGAAUCGUCGGCUCGCUCCGAUACAGAUAGCGAUUCGGACAGCGACGACGACAUAAAGCGGGCGCUGAAGAAACCUGAUGACAAGUCCAGCGUUAAAACCCCGCCGAGGUCGAAGGAUGCGAAAUCAAGCGACAGCAGCGGCUCGAGCAAUCCGCGCAAGAGACCGGUGCGCACGAGUUCCACGCCGUCGCUCAUCUCGCCCGCCAAGAAGCCGCGCGUCGCCAUCCCCGGCCACCAGCCCCAGCACCAGCACCAGCACCAGGGGCGGGACUACGAUCUGAACGAGAUCAGGUCCGAGCUGAAGGGGCUGCACAGCGUCAAGCAGGAGACCGAGGAGCCGCUCAAGGUGGAGACGCAGAAGGAGCGAAACGCGCCGAGCCCCAUGCAGACGCCGCUCCAGCCGCCCGAGCCGCCGCAGCCCGAGAAGCAGCCGGAGGACGUUUACGAGUUCAAGGAGCCCGAGCCGUUCGAGAUCGAACUGCACGACGAGAAGAAGAAGCGCACCCAUCGGAUAUUCGACGACAUAUCGCCGAGCAAGUACACGUCAACGCUGUCCAAGUCGCUCAGCGAGGAGAUAUCCGAGGACGCGCUGCGGCCGAGGACCUCAACCCUGAGAUCGCCAUCGCUGUCGCCUUUCAGGGACUUUGCCGCGGCAAGAGAGCUGCCUGACCGACAGAGCCCAGAAGAGGACUCCAAAGACGGCCUGUUCUCGCUGGACGACGACUCUUUCCCAGGCGACGGCAGCUCGGGGCCCAUUUUCGAAGGUUUCACGCCGGCUAAGAAUCAGGAGACCUACUCUAAGAAGAGCAAGGUCACCAAGUUGCGCGAACUAAUCGACGACUCGCCAGAUAGCCCGGCCGACGACGAGCGUUCCUCCGAAGAUGAAAACGAAGGGGCUAAACAGGAGAGCGAACAGAGUCCCCCAGAACCCACCUUGGAACUUACUUCUGUCACAGAAGUAUCAGAGCCGAUGAAAGAAGAAGCGCAAGACGUCGAACCGGUUAAGGAAGAAAUUGUUAUUCUUUUAAGCGAGGAGCAAUCAAAGGAGAUUCCUGAACCGCCGAAAACACCCCCACUUCAAAUAAAGUUGGAACUUCCCAACACCAGCGUCGAAAUUGUUCCAUCUAAAUCUCCCACCGCGACGUCUCAACCGAUCGAUGAAUCCAAGAAGAGCAUUACACCGGUCGAUAAAGAAGACCAAGUCCAAGUGCUGCUGAUUCCACUGCCAGCUGCCGAGCCGAAAGAGAGCAUGAGGUUGAAAAUCGACAAACUGGACCCGGAUCCAGUGAUUUCGAAAAUGGAACCACCCUCCAGCCCCCUGAUAGACACUGAAGAGGACAAAUCUGAGCCCGACAGCCCGGCUAGGAUCGACGUCCUCCCGGAACCGCCCCCCGGGUUCCUUCUGCAAUCCGAAGGCCCCAAGAUAGCGGAGAAGCUCCUGAAAGCGAUAAACAGCGCGAAGAUACUGUCAAUGUCCCCGCCGCCGGUGGAAGAGCGUCCGCUGACGCCGGGCAAGGACGCCCUAGCGGCGAUAGACGAGAAGCCUUCUCCAAUAUCGCCCGCGAUCAAGCCUCUCACCAAGCCGGAGCCUCUAAAACCGCCGGGCAAGGUGGACCCGAUCAAGAAAAUAAGCCCGCUCCCCGUAGCCGAUUCGAUAUUCGGCGAGCCGUCGAACUUCAUGGACCCGAAGCGCGACCUGGCCGAUAUGAAGAAGACGAAGAGCAAGGAGCCCACCCCUCCUAGGCUGCAGAGUCCUCUGAGCGUGCUGGAACGUCGCAAGAGCGUAGCAGAGCUGCCGCUCAGCGCUCCGGGCAAGAACAACAAGGUGCUGAGCGACACGAUACAGAAGCUCUCGAGCCAGAUAAACCAAUCGGCGGCCAGCAUCCCCCUGCCCCCCUUCCCGCCGGGGGACAGGAGCGAAUCGAGCGACUCGGACGACUCCGAUAGGAGGCUGAUAAUCGACAAGGUGUCGAUGGAGGAGUGGGCGGGCGGCGGCGGUUGCGAGGCGGCCGGGGCGCGGGCGCUGCACGCGGGCAAGUCGCCCGGCGAGUGGAGCGCCGGCGAGACGCUGCUCAUGCUCGAGGACGCGUGCAAGAACGAGAGGAAGCACAGCGCGAGUGUGGUGGUGGCGGGCAGCGGGCGGCCGGGAACGAGCGCGGCCCCGCCCCCUGCCGCGUGCGCCGCCGCGGCAGAAGAGGAUAGCAACAUAUCCCUGUUGCUCUGCGAGGAGACGAUCCCCGGCUCGCCCGCGCCGGACGCAGAGCCGGCCCCGCCCCGCCACAAGCACACGCUGCCCUUCGCCUGCGCGCCGCCGCACCACUCGCACUCCAAAGCGGAGGAGCGUCGCAACUCGGGCGGUGGGCGCGCCGGGGAGGGGGAGGAGGCGGCGGGGAUGGCGGUCGGUGGGGGCGGGGGUGGGGCUGGUGGGGCGGGGGCGGCGCCGUGGACCCGCCGCCACGCGCUCAUCGACAACACGCCGCCCACCACGCCCGACAGCAGCCUCGACAUGUCCCCGCAGCGUGAGAGACGUAUAUCGGAGAGGGACAGUCCCUCGGAGCGCAAGGAGGACGAAGAGGAGCCGCACGGCCACGGUUCGCCCGCACAUGACAUGGAUAAACCUCGCCCGAGCCGAUCGCGGAAGGCGUCCGAGAGCUCGCUGGCGGGCCGCGGCCGCACGCGCCGUUCCCGACGCGACACGGACGACAACGCGCACGCGCACGCACCGCACAACGCGCACGCGCACGCGCACCAAACGCUCAAGUACAACUUCAUCGUCGACCUGGAUCCAUCUUGGGACUGUCAGAAGCGUAUCAACGUUCUAACGUCGCGACUGGCAGAUCUACGUAAGACGUAUCAUUCAGUGAAGGCUGAACUCGCCGCCAUCGAUCGGCGUAGGAAGAAGUUGCGACGAAAGGAGCGAGAAGCUGUGAAGGCAGCAAAAGCGGCAUGCUCA